Schistosoma haematobium is the source of this 1355-nucleotide messenger RNA. Its product is annotated as Beta-1,4-galactosyltransferase 3. Bases 409 to 945 code for a protein of 178 amino acids. The transcript is spliced from 6 exons. Gene Ontology annotation, biological process: carbohydrate metabolic process. The record is from RefSeq and is a predicted model, not a curated record. Lineage: Eukaryota; Metazoa; Platyhelminthes; Trematoda; Strigeidida; Schistosomatidae. Gene Ontology annotation, molecular function: glycosyltransferase activity.
GUUGUUUAAAUCCUUCCCAUUGAUGUUUGAACUGCAAUUGAUCAGUCUCUUAUUGACAUAUUUGCAUCCUGUGCGGAUUACCCCGAUAUUGCCAACAAGUCACAAGCACUGUAAACAGAGAUGGAUGUUCUGGAUUCUACUGUUUACUGAUCCUCACUGACUUUCACAUACUGACAUUCUAUAGUGAAAGUGACUGAAAACUAUAUUAUACGAAAUACUAGAAAAUGAAUUCCUCACUUGAGAUCAGAAUGUCCAAAAUAUAUUCGGAAUCCAAUUGGACGUAGAAAAAUCACCAUAGAAGCACCAACAUGGUCUGAUAUAGUACGAUUAUAUACUUUGUCAACUGAUAUAACAUCAUCGACAACUUCGGUUCGUAAAACGUUUUUUAAAUUAAUAAAGCCUAAUAAUAUGUCAAAAAGGGAUGUUGGACUUUGGGGUCCGACUGACUGUAAACCAGAUGAAAAAUUGGCUAUCAUUGUUCCUUAUCGAAAUCGAGAUGUACAUUUACGUCUGUUUGUAAAACAUAUGCAUGAAUUUUUGAGAAGACAACAAUUAAUGUAUACGAUAUUUGUGAUCAACCAAGUAAGCUUACUGAUUUAUCAGGAAAAUUUUGGAGGUGUAAUUGCCAUCAGUCGUCAACAAUUCGAGAAAGUUGGUGGUUUUUCAAAUGUUUACUUUGGAUGGGGAGGAGAAGAUGAUGAUUUUUAUAAGAGAAUCAUCUAUCACAACUACAGUAUUGUGCGCUAUCCAGAGGAAAUCGGUCGCUACAUUAUGCUGAGGCAUAAAAGGGAUUCACGAAAUGAACCUAAUCAAAGGCGCUUUGAUUUACUGGAAAGUGCUGAAUCUCGUUUUAACAUAGAUGGUUAUUGGACUUCUAAUUACACAAUUAUAAAAGCACACUCAUUAUAUAAUGGUCUCAUUUAUUGGAUAUCUGUUGCUGUUUAAACUUAUUAUUAUGUUAAAAAGAGAGAUAUUUCAAAUAUAUGUUCAUAUAUAUAUUCACUGGCCGUUAAGAGAGUCACGUUUCAAAUACAUUAACAAUAAUUUCUUCUUCAAUAAAAACUUUGACCACCAUAAAUGUCUACAAUAUUAAUUCAUUUCAUCUUAGUUGUGCAUAAAUGAAGACAAAUUAUCAAUUAAUUUCAACAAUAGUAAUCAUAUUAAAUUCAAAGAUCCAGUUGUAACUUAACAGUUUGAUGAAAUUAUCUGCAAGAAGCAAUGAAUGAAUAAUUUUUUCUUCAUUCUCCCAUAUCUUUCCAUGAUUAUAGUGAAAGCGACAAGUUGUGAUUUCACAAUCAAUUUCUGUAUCUACUUCAAAUAUAGUUUUUGUACAUUGUCAAUAGUAAACAUCAGUG